UCAAACAUUUCGUUUGACAACCGUCGAAUGAAACGUGUGAGGAUAUUUCAGUUUAUGAGGUUACAAAGUGUUCCAUUCCAGAGCAACACAAUUUUUGGGGACUCAACCGAUUUGGAAGUUGUGCUUGCAAACAAACACAUUUAUCAUGGCCGAAGUGGGAGCACCAAAUGAGUCGGUAGCAUGCAAAUUACCGCAAAAACGAUUCUAUCGCCAACGUGCACAUUCGAAUCCAAUUGCCGAUCAUACGAUGGACUAUCCAGCUCAUCCUGAUGAUUACGAUUGGACGAAAUUGUACCCAAAUAUUGGGGAUAAUCAAGUUGAAUUCGCCGAUAUUGGUUGCGGUUAUGGUGGAUUUUUGGUUACAUUGGGUGAACUGUUUCCUGAAAAAUAUUCCAUUGGUUUCGAGAUUCGUGUCAAAGUAUCAGACUAUGUGAUGGAUCGUAUUGAUGCGUUACGGAAAUUACAUCCGGGCCAAUAUCAAAAUAUUGCUUGCCUCCGUACGAAUGCGAUGAAAUAUUUGCCAAACUUCUUCAAGAAAGGUCAACUAACAAAAAUGUGCUUCCUUUACCCGGAUCCACAUUUUAAGCGGGCAAAACACAAGUGGCGUAUCAUCAACACGGCAUUGCUCACAGAAUACGCAUAUUGUUUACGCGAAGGGGGCAUUCUUUACACAAUAACUGAUGUCAAAGACCUACAUGAAUGGAUGGUUUCUCAUCUCGAGAAACAUUCUCUCUUUAAACGAAUUGCUGGCGAAGAAUUGGAAUCGGAUCCAGUCGUGGAAAAAUUGUAUGAAACUAGUGAGGAAGGCAUAAAAGUGACACGGAACAAGGGCGAUAAAUUCGUUGCUAUUUUUCGACGCAUUAAACCACAACAACAACAGAUAUAACUUAUUGAAACUCAUUUAUUUCACAUAACUUUUUACAAUAUUAAACUAAACAGCAAUCAUUUACUUUGUGUAUCCAAUUUAUACUGGUAUAAUGCAUAAGUGUCGAUAUAAAUGUCAAAAAUUGAUUUCUUUCGA
Molecule: messenger RNA, 1021 nt
Organism: Sitodiplosis mosellana (orange wheat blossom midge)
Lineage: Eukaryota; Metazoa; Arthropoda; Insecta; Diptera; Cecidomyiidae
Product: tRNA (guanine-N(7)-)-methyltransferase
Exons: 4
Coding region: 146-886 (246 amino acids)
Biological process (GO): tRNA methylation; RNA (guanine-N7)-methylation
Cellular component (GO): tRNA methyltransferase complex
Molecular function (GO): tRNA (guanine(46)-N7)-methyltransferase activity
Source: RefSeq, a predicted model, not a curated record